Molecule: messenger RNA, 682 nt
Organism: Dicrocoelium dendriticum
Lineage: Eukaryota; Metazoa; Platyhelminthes; Trematoda; Plagiorchiida; Dicrocoeliidae
Source: the annotation of a GenBank genome assembly
UGUCCUUGAACGCGCUGCAUGCACUUCAGGCGCCAAGUUCCAGCAACGCGUGUCCAUUUCCAUUACCAAUGGAUACAAUAGCGCAACUGUCAUUUUUAAAUAAUGCACUGGAGAACGCUGAGUUCAUGAACAGCAUGGUGCACUAUUUAUCCAACGUAAGCGGCCGGACAACCUCAGAAAGUGUGCGGAACGUCAUGCUUACUUGCAUGACUAACAACUUGGUCAGACAUGUGAACUGGCGUGGUGUGCAUGAGAAGUAUAAAAUAGCGAACACACCAUUCGCGAGAGCGGUCCUUGAUUCCAUUAUGAGAAAAAACAUACCAGGAUGCACAGAGCCUGAUAUUGUUGAUAAGUUACGACGCUGGAUACAACGAAUUAAAGAGCGUGAAUCGUGGAUACGAAAGGAAACAGAACGGUUAGCACUGGAAAAUUCCGCUUUGUAAAUUAUGAGAUCCAUAUUACACUAUGUUUUCGCGAACUGUGUUAUGUUCAUGGCAUGCAAUGUGUGCGACCGCAUUAACGUGCUUGCAGUGGUAUGGGAAGGGAGGAUAAUGCGGCUAGGCUUUACCCGUUACGGCUGGAAAUCGUGGAAAUGUGAGCGUGCGAAGGGAGGCGCCACGUUAUUUUUCUCCGCGAGCGCCCGAUGAGUGACACAAUUUUGUGCCACUCGGGCGCCCAUCGG